AUGGAUCAAACACCUUCACUAGAAAAGUUUACUGAAGAAUUCAUCGAUGAGUUUUGUUUCGAUGAUGCUGAAGACAAUCGUCGUCUUGAGUUGUAUCAUGAAAUAUACGGACAGAGCUCACGAUCCAAGCCUCGAAAAAGUAUAUUCAGAGACCGUGAAUCAGGUCAUCAGCGUCUCAUGAAUGAUUACUUUUCACCGAAUCCAGUAUAUCCUGAACAAAUCUUCCGCCGAAGAUUUCGUAUGGGAAGACAUGUUUUUCUGCGUAUUGUGGAUGCUCUUUCAAAUUCUGAUCCAUACUUUCAACAAAGAAUCGAUGCAGUGGGAAGAAAAGGCUUAUCACCUUUACAAAAAUGCACUGCAGCAAUACGUAUGUUGGCGUAUGGAGUAUCUGCUGACGCUGUUGAUGAUUAUGUUCGUAUUGGAGAGACUACGGCGAUUGAAUGCUUAAAGAAAUUUGUCUCUAAUAUCAUUAUGAUAUUUGAGAGUGAAUACUUGCGCAAGCCGAACUCCAAUGAUGUAGAACGUCUACUACAGAUGGGCGAGGCUCGUGGAUUUCCUGGUAUGAUGGGCAGCAUUGACUGCAUGCACUGGCAGUGGAAAAAUUGUCCUAAAGCGUGGAAGGGAAUGUUCAUGAGUGGUCACAAAGGAGUUGCAACAAUUUUACUAGAAGCUGUUGCUUCAUCUGAUCUAUGGAUAUGGCAUGCAUUUUUUGGAGUUGCUGGAUCAAAUAAUGACAUAAAUGUAUUAGACCGAUCACCAGUAUUUGAUGAAGUGUUACAAGGUCGUGCUCCAGAGGUAAAUUAUACUAUCAAUGGGAACAAUUAUAAUAUGGGCUACUACUUGACAGAUGGAAUAUAUCCUGAAUGGGCAACAUUUGUGAAAACAAUAUCACGUCCACAAGGUGAGAAAAGAAAAUUAUUUUCGAAAUAUCAAGAAAGUCAGCGAAAAGAUGUUGAACGAGCGUUUGGUGUGUUGCAGUCUCGUUUCGCAAUUGUUCGUGGUCCUUCACGUUUUUGGGACAAAGCGGAUCUUGGGAGAAUUAUGAGAGCAUGCAUCAUAAUACAUAACAUGAUUGUUGAAGACGAGAGGGACACGUACGCCACUCAAUUUGGUCCUUUACCAACUUAUGAUGAUGCAACAAAUGGCUUAAUGCAACCAAAUUUAGGUGAAGAACCUUUUAUCCCGUAUGAAACGUAUAUUCAAAAUAUCAUACAGCUGCGUGAUAAACGGACACAUCGUCAGCUCCAAAAUGACUUGAUUGAGCAUAUCUCGCAGUUUCACAACAAUCGUUAAUUUUUAUAUUGUAAUUUUUAAAUUUAAUGCUUUCCUGUGUGAUGUUUAUGUAACAUUUUAUCAUUUAAGUUUUUAAUAAUAUGAUGCAUUUUAAUUA
Molecule: messenger RNA, 1390 nt
Organism: Daucus carota subsp. sativus
Lineage: Eukaryota; Viridiplantae; Streptophyta; Magnoliopsida; Apiales; Apiaceae
Exons: 1
Coding region: 1-1293 (430 amino acids)
Source: RefSeq, a predicted model, not a curated record